AUGAAGGCUUUUUCGCUACUGAUACUUCUUGUCGCCUCUGCCGCGACGUCCCCUGCAGAAGAGUCCUUCUGCAGGCAGAAUUCGAGUCUAGCUUUGCAACGCGUCGAACAAGCCUUGUGCAAGUCAAAGUGCGCAUUGAAAGUAAGUCUUUUCCUACCAAAAAGUGUUCAUUUAAAACUAUACAGGACUGUCGGUUCGGAAUUUGCAAUGGCGACCUUUGCUAUUGCCACGAAUGUCCACAUGAAUCGUUUAUUGUUAUUGGUUGA
Messenger RNA from Caenorhabditis auriculariae, 266 nucleotides. The record is from the annotation of a GenBank genome assembly. Lineage: Eukaryota; Metazoa; Nematoda; Chromadorea; Rhabditida; Rhabditidae.